AUGCCAGCAAAUAUAAAUCUGGCACCUGAAUCAGUUGUUGAUGAAGAGGAAGAUGAAAAUCGUUUUGAUGUAUUCAUUUUGCAAACUUUUCGAAUAUUCUCAGGAACCGAAGAUGUAUUUUGUUGGUUAGAUGAAACCGAUAAGAAAUUCAAUAAGCUUAAGAUAUCUCGUAAUCUUCGAUAUAAGGUCAUCCCACUACUAGUAGAGGAUGAUGCCAAACGGACAUACUUGUUGAAUAAAUCUAACAUAAAAACCUUUGAUGAUUUUUAUGAGUGCCUUUUGUCUAAAUUUUCCAAACUUGAGCAAAGUGAACGUCAUCAAGCAGCUCUCUCGCUCUCAUGUUCAUCUCAUAAUACUAAUCCUUCACGUUCAUCCAAUAUGCCGAAAAACUUGUCUUUUAAUGAUACACAACUAGGCGGCACACAUCAGUUUGAUGAUUCAGAUAGCUUACCGCCGCGCCCUAUUUUGCGGUCGACUGCAAUCGCAGAUAAGGGAGCCACCAGUUUACCGGGUGAUGAAUCCGCCUUCGGUGGAACUUUUCAGUCUUCCAAUCUUUCUCAGACCGCCUGUAGUCUCGAUCAAACGACAUAUGUUAUACAUAAAGCUAUAAUCGAUAAUUUGAUAAAAAAUCCGAAGAUCUUUCAAGGAGGCAAAGAGGAUGUAAAACAAUGGCUUGAAGAUAUUGAACAACUUUUUGACGCGACGCAAAUUCCUGAUAGUCAUAAGCUCGAUCGCAUUACAUACUCAUUGCGAGGUGAAGCCCGCCGCUGGUAUAAGAAUACUAAAUCGUCUCUAACGCCUUGGGCGGUUUUCGUUCAGGAAAUUAAAGAAGCAUUUCUUUCUCGGUUUCAUGAGGAACUAGGGUUCAAAAAGCUUGAGUCAUAUACUCAAAAAGCUAAUCAACCAGUGCGUAGCUUUUACAACGAGGUACUUAAGUUAUGUACCGAAACGGAUCCGGAGAUGAUAGGCACCGUACGCAAUAGUGUAUUCCGCUCACCGGAUGACGUCACAGGUUAUCCCUCCUAUGAUCGUAGUCGCUAUUAUGAUAAUACUCGCACACGAAAUCGAUACGAUAACAAUCGGGGUCAUAUCAAUAACUUCCGUUCCCCUCAAUCAGGCAAUUCCACCAGACCUGCCAACUUUUUUAAUUCAUCUUUACAGCGUAACAAUUCUACGUAUCCUCCCAAUCACUCGAUGAACAAUACCUUACAGGUCCCUGCAGAAACCUCCCACAAUAGUAACGCUCAUUUCCGACCGUACUCACCUAAUACCUAUCCCAAUUCAACCUAUUCUUCGAAUAGCAGUACCAGCUCUACCAUCCAGAAUAACAGUCGAGCACCUCCUAUCAAUGGCAUUUCUGUCACGCACAACAUCCCUCCUGCUCAGCUCAGCCAUCAAGCCUCUAAUCCGGAUAUCGCCACACCCUCACCCUCAAGAUGGUCCCCAUUUUUAGUCCCGGAGGCACCGCAAGAUGGUGUUGACUCCGGCACAAUUAAAAUAACAUCUCCAAAUCCAUCUUUAAUUUUUCUCACAACCUUAGUCAAUAACCAUCCUAUGCAGAUCUUGGUGGAUACCGGAGCCACCAAUACAUUUGUCAAUUAUAACACGUUGCGUUCUCUUAAUCCUAACCUUCCAUUGAAUAAAUGUUCGUCGUCUUUUGUUCUUGCCGACGGCAUAGCAGCAUUUCAAGUUUUAGGUACAGUGGAACUACAGAUAUUAUUUGAUGAUCAACUCACCUUUAUUACAGCAUAUGUUGCGCAAAACUUAUGUACGGACGUCAUCCUCGGUAUGGAUUACAUAGCUUUUUAUAACCUUAAAUUUAACGUCCGUUCUCAACGCAUUUCGAUUGACCUCCAAGGUCGUCGACAUCAAGUUCCUACUAAUCCGAAUGUUGAGACUACAUUUAUCCCAGUUCUUCUACAUGAGGACACCUAUCUCCCUCCUCGUUCAUCUAGUUUUGCCAAUGUAUCAAUCCCUAUAUCAUCGCUUAGCUCGAUUUUCAUUCCUCAUUACCAAUUUUUACUAUCCAAUACAGCCACCAUACGGCACAAGUUCCUACAAUUCUAUGAUCACCGUUCUCAUAUCACUUUCUAUAAUACUUCCUUCCACCCUCAUUUCGUUCCGCGUGGAACUCAGCUGGGAUAUCUAUGUCAUCAUUCCCCGCUAAAAUCUGACCCCUUUCACAAUAGUCCUUCGCAUGUGUCAUGUGGUGUCAUCAAUCUUUUUGGUGCGAUNCGAACAUCUAAUGCCUAUCGAACUCAAGGUGGCACUGAUGGAAAAUCAUACACAAGCGUUAUGUUCUGCGCCUCAGCAACUGGUUUUCUCUUGCCUCCGUUUGUUAUUUACAAAUCGAAACAAGUAGCGUUCGUCGUGCCGACUCACUUCACCCUCGACUGUGGAAGACAGAUAUACUGUCUGCGUGUGCUAUUAAUGAGGGGGAUCAAUCUAGCAACUUCACGUACGAUGAAACGGUAA
Adineta ricciae is the source of this 2475-nucleotide messenger RNA. The record is from the annotation of a GenBank genome assembly. NCBI's taxonomy places the organism in Eukaryota, Metazoa, Rotifera, Eurotatoria, Adinetida, Adinetidae.